AUGGCUUCGAUUCCGCACCUUCGGAAAAAUGACGUCUCUCACCAGCUCAUCGUCAAUGGCAAGCCGCUGCUCAUGCUCGCGGGCGAGCUGCAGAACUCGUCCCUCACGUCGGCCGAGUACAUGAAGGAGGUGUGGCCGAAGAUGGUGGCGACGCACGUCAACACGGUCCUGGGCUGCGUGACGUGGGAGGACAUUGAGCCCGAGGAGGGCCGGUUCGACUUCGCCAACCUGGACCAGGUCGUGCUGGACGCGCGCGCGCACGGCAUCCACCUCGUGCUGCUGUGGUUCGGCUCCUUCAAGAACGGCCUCUCGACGUACGUGCCCGGCUGGGUCAAGACCAACCCCAAGAGAUUUCCGCGCGCGAAGCUGCGCAAGGCCGGCGGCGAGCUGGCCACGGCCGACGUGCUGUCCAUCUUCCACGACGAGGCGCCCAAGGCCGAUGCCAAGGCGUUUGCGACGCUGCUGGAGCACGUCAAGCAGAUUGACGAGGCGCACUCGACCGUCGUCAUGGUGCAGGUCGAGAACGAAACGGGGCUCCUGGGCGACUCGCGCGACGGCAGCAAGCAUGCCAACGACCGCUUCGCCCAGCCCGUGCCCCAGGACCUCAUCGACUUCAUCGACGGCCACUGGGACACGCUCACCGACGCCUUCCGCGCCAACUUCAAACCGUUCAAGACGGCAGCCACGAAGCGCGGCACGUGGGAGGACGUGUUCGGCAGGAGCAAGAAGACGGACGAGCUGUUCAUGGCAUACCACUACGCCCUCUACCUCAACCGCGUGGCCUCGGCCGGCAAGGCCAAAUACCCCCUCCCGCUCUACACCAACGUGUGGCAGAACUACGCCGCCGCCGACGCCGACAACGACUUCCCCACCGUCGUCGGCGGCGGCCACGAGCCGGGCGACUACCCGUCGGGCGGCGCCGUGGUCGACGUGCUGGACGUGUGGCAGCGCUUCGCCCCCGCCCUCGACCUCAUCGCGCCCGACGUCUACCUCAACGACUACGCCAGCUCGUGCGCCAAGUACCGCCACCGCAACCAGCCGCUCUUCAUCCCCGAGCAGCGCCGCGACGAGUACGGCGCCCGCCGCGUGUGGCAAGCCUUCGGCUCCCACCAGUGCCUCGGCACCUCGCCCUUCGGCGUCGACACCCAGGACCCCGCCACCAACCCCUUCACCCGCCACUACCGCCUCCUCGACAGCGUCUCCCAGAUCGUCCUCGCCGCCCAGCGCCGCCCGCACGCCUCCUACGGCUUCUUCUUCGACGACCUGCCCGCCGGCGCCAAUGCCAACACCGCCUCCUCCCCCUCCCAGGACCACCACCACACCGUCGUCUUCGACGACUGGCAGCUCACCAUCCACCGCUGCUUCGUCUUCGGCCAGCCCGGCCCGGGCGCCGGCAUGGUCGUGCGCCUCGGCCCCGCGCGCUUCCUGCUCGUCGGCUGGGGCUUCCACGUCGCCGUCCGCUCGCUGCGCCCGCGCGCCGCCUUCACCGGCUUCUUGCGCUUCGAGGAAAAGUGCGUCGCGAACAAGGCGACGGGCGAGCUGCGCACCCUGCGCAAGCUGAACGGCGACGAGACGAGGAGCGGGAGCUAUGCGAUGAUGCCGAAUGAGGAGCCGGAUUAUGGCGGGUUUCCGAUUUGCGUGACGGUGCCGGCGCGGACGAUGGUUGCGGAGUUGGAGGUUUAUGCGUUUGGGGAGGAGGAUGAGUAG
Molecule: messenger RNA, 1707 nt
Organism: Diplodia corticola
Lineage: Eukaryota; Fungi; Ascomycota; Dothideomycetes; Botryosphaeriales; Botryosphaeriaceae
Product: glycoside hydrolase family 35 protein
Exons: 2
Coding region: 1-1707 (568 amino acids)
Biological process (GO): carbohydrate metabolic process
Cellular component (GO): beta-galactosidase complex
Molecular function (GO): beta-galactosidase activity
Source: RefSeq, a predicted model, not a curated record